AUGCAGAACCAAGCAUGCUGGCAAAAUGCCGCUUGCGAGCCAGUCGAACUGGGACCCGCUGGCCUCUACGAACCCGGGCCUGGGCAGAUCCUGGUCAAGAACAAAUGCAUCGCCUUCAGUCCCAUCGACUUCAAGGAUCAACGUUUCCAGGUCCACCCCAAAAGAUACCCGGCUAUCUUGGGCACUUCCUUUGCUGGCGACGUGCUGGCAGUCGGUCCCGAUGUUAUUGAGUUCCAACCGGGCGAUCGCGUCGCUGUCAAUCGUGCCGACCGCACCCUCAGUGACCCCGCCCAUGGGGUCUAUCAGAGAUACGCGUUGGCAUCGGUCGAGACGACCACCCGCAUUCCCGAGCGGACCAGCUUGGAAUCCGCGGCGGCUAUCAUGAUCAACCUGACGACCAUGGUCGCCGCGCUGUCGCACCACAUGGGCCUUGCACGCCCGCCUACGGACGGCGAUGGGAUUGCCCCGCGCAACGGCCUGCGCAUCCUCAUCUACGGCGGCUCAUCUAGCUGCGGUGGUUUGGGCACGCGAUACGCCUCCGACGCGGGUUACAGUGUCGUCACCACCUCGUCGCCGCAGAACCGUGCCUUCGUCGAGACGCUGGGCGCGACGCACAUCAUUGAUCAUUCUCAGCCGGAGGGAGACAUCGUGGCGGAGUUCAAGGGCCAUGGCCCUUACCAUGCUGUUAUUGACUGUGUCAGUCUGCCGCCCAGCUUCAAGAUUCUGUGUCGGCUGCUGGGGGAGACGGGCGGGGUACUGUAUGGCUUGCAUCCCACGAAAGGACCCCGGUUUCAGUUUGAAUUUCCGCCGCAAGUGGAAUACCGCUAUUUCCCUAUGGCGUGGGCGCUGGAGGAAGAGGCGAAUCGGGACUUGCGGGAAUGGUAUUAUCAGCGAUAUCUGCCGUGGGGGUUGUCAUCGGGACGCAUCGUGCCUACUCGCCAUCGCGUGGUCGAGGGUGGGUUGGAGAAUGUGCAGAAGACGCUAGAUAUUCUGGCGACAGGAGGGGUCAAUGGCCAUAAGCUGGUCAUGCAUCCAUAA
Messenger RNA from Aspergillus thermomutatus, 1038 nucleotides. Its product is annotated as zinc-binding alcohol dehydrogenase family protein. Gene Ontology annotation, molecular function: oxidoreductase activity, acting on NAD(P)H. Lineage: Eukaryota; Fungi; Ascomycota; Eurotiomycetes; Eurotiales; Aspergillaceae. The record is from RefSeq and is a predicted model, not a curated record. Bases 1 to 1038 code for a protein of 345 amino acids. The transcript has a single exon.